UCAUGGCAACCAACAGUGGCUUCAAAGUCAACUUAUCUUUAAUGGAUAAUGUACUGUGUAGGUGCUUUACAUAAUGAGAAGCAUUUCUUUUAUUCAUUGGAACCAUGGCUAGGGCUAAAAGUAAGCAGGUUAAAACAAUAAAUGGAGAAAAAGAAAUUGGAAUGACUUAUGCAGCGAGUAGCGCCACCAAACAGUACCAGCAGGUUGGUGUGGCGACCCUGGAAAUUUGAAAUUAUGCUAGCCAGAAUUAGUGCCGAAUAACUGAAGGAACCGAAUAACUGAUUGCCGGAUUUGUGAUGGCAGACCUGUAUUGGUUAAUUCCUCUUCUGGUUAUCUGUGUCUUCACUGUGCUGAUGGCACUAAGCUUACCACCAAGUCGGAUGCCCAUUGGCUUCUCUCAGGAAGAUUUUCAUUUCAGUAAACUGUACAAGUGUAUCCAUGAAGAAGGGAGAAAGGUUAUGUGUAAUGUUUUACAAACAAUAUGUUUAUGUAUGUAUUCCAGUGGGGAAAUAAUUUCCAUACAAGAUCACUUCAGAAAAAUGUUGAAAUGGAAAAGAGAUGAUAUGAAGAAAAAAUUUUCAGUAUUAGACAGGCCACAUCUGACGACAAAUCUAACAGCAAAAAUUAUCAAUGUACCGGUUUGCUUUAUGUGCAAGGUAAUAAUCACUGGAUUUCCUGAUAUUUUUAAUAAGUUGGAUAUUAAUUGCCAAGAUAAUAUAAAAUACAUAAUGGCUAAAAGGAAUGAAAUAUGCCAUGAGUAUCUGUCUCCUAAUUUAAAUUUAACACAUGAAAUUAAUGAGCUCAGGAGAGUUUUUAGGGAGAUUUAUAUAAGUGUAGGUGAGUAUUUCCAAAAAGACUUCAGCAGUACCAUUGCAGUUAUGGAGAAAGCUCUCAUUGAUGCUUGUAAUGUUCAGAUUCGUCAAAUUGACAUUAAAACAUAUGAGGAGGACAUUGAGGCAUUUAAAUCAGAUAGCAUUUUCAAAUUGAUUGUUAAUGGUCAACGAGAACUUAAGACUUUGUACUAUGAAUGGCUGACCAAUUUCUCUAAAUCAUCAAUUAGUAAUGUUUAUUCAAGUUUUCCACCACUUAAAAUUGAAAAUAGAGAUAUUUUAAUAACAGAGUUGCUGACAGUUAAAGCUAAUGAGGAAAAACUGCCUUCUGCAUUGUUAUGUUAUGGUUUAGAUGGAUCUGGUAAGACUUCCCUCUGUAUGAACAUUUUAAGCAAUUGGUGUAGCACUGUUGAAAAGAUUGUAAAUUUGAAGAGCUUUGAUUUGGUGUUUUUUGUUCAAGUACAAACUGUGAAGUCAAGUUCCCUGAAGGAGUAUUUUGCUAAGCAGUUAAUGACCCAAACAAGCAUGGAGUGUGAUUCACCUACUAUACCAUUAUUGCAGGAGCUAAAUAUACUUUUCAUUAUAGAUGACUUUCAUAAAAGUAAUGAAUUUUCAAGAGAGAUAUUGAAAGAGAUAUUUGAAAAAUUUAAAAAUAAACGUAUAAUAUUAACUACUCAUCCUCAGUAUCUGGAAAAUGCAAUUUUGUUAUCAUGUGAACAUUAUGUAAAUUUUCUGUCAGUUGAGAUUUGUGGCUUUGAUGAGCACAGAUUUGUGUAAUUUCUUGAGGAAGUUUUCACUGGCUUUAUUCAUUCUCUGUACAGUCAACAACAAGUACAGUAUGGAAAUUUCAUGUUAAGGAAUAUUAUAAUAAUCCACUGAGAAUCUUCAAAUUUUAGAUUAGAACUUUAUACUAACCACAUCUUUGUACCUUCAGUGUAUCCAUUAAAAUUUAUAAGUUUACAUAAUCUAGUAUAUGUAUUUCUGUAUAAAUGGGAUGGUAGAAAUAGAUUAUUCAAACAACCUCAUCGAGAAAUCUCAGCACUUAUGACAUUGGUAUUUUCCACCCUAAGUCUAUGAACAAGUUAGUUGCACUUUUGAUCGUAGGGACUACUUAUGCUGGCGCAGAAACAUCACUGAGGGAAGUGCUGUGGCCGGUGGCUGGAAAUUAACAUUCAACUGAUGCUUUGUUUACUCUUGCCCUCGUGUGUUUGCUGUAAGUAAGUAAGUUUAUUCAGGUAUACACAAAUACAGUUACAUAGAAUUAUCGUACAUAGCAGCAUAUGUGUAGAGAACCUAGGAUAACCCAAAAAAGUCAGAGUGACUUAUUUCCAUUGGGGUCCUUUUACCUUAUUAUUAUAAUAUAAAUGUUAUAAUAUUUUCUUAUUAUUCUAUAAUGAAGAUAACAUCUUAUUAUCAUACUAAAAAGACUAUCUACUACAUGAGGGUCAUUAAGACUAUCUACAAUAUGAGGAUCAUUACUAGGAAUAAGGUAAAAUAUACACGUAUGUUAGCUAAAAAAUAGAAAAUCAUUUCCCUCCCUUUCUGUAGCUACAUUCAUCAGACACCUUUUGGCACUCUUCUUGAACUGGUUCAUGCUAUGACUGGCUUUGACAUGUGCAGGCAGUCUAUUCCAUUCCUUUAUUGCUGUACAAUAAAAGGUGUUUGAAGCCUGGCCAAUGACUGGGUACUACAAAGUUGUGCUCUCUCCCCCUAGUACUAUGAUUGCUCUGGUUCCCAACCUUGACAAAAUUGACAGCAAGAUAUUCUGGACACUGUUUGUGAGCAAUUUUAUAAACAUGAUUUAGCUUCAGUUGUUUUACUCUGUCUUCAACAUUCAGCAUAUCCAACUGCUGUAAUUCAUUCUGGCCUACAUGCUCUCUUGGUCCCAGCCCUAGGAUGAAUCUUAUGAUUUUGUUCUGGGUGAUCUGCAGUCUAUCUUUCAGUUUUUUUUGUCAAGGAAGAGUACCAUGAAGAGCAAGUGUAAUCCAUAUGGCAUUGUAUAAGGGCUAGACAUAGGGUCCUGCGAGCCUCAGUAGGUAGACACUGUGCUUGUCUAUACAGGAACUUGAGUCUGGCAUUCGCUUUCUUUACUACACUGUUCCCUAUCAAUUCUCCUGACAUGCAUGGGUCAAAGGGGAUUCCCAGAUAUUUUACUGAUGAAACCAAAGUGAUGGGCUCCCCAUUACACUGGACAUGAAAAUUAUUUACCCUUCUCAGUUUAUGUUUCGUGCCAAAGAGAAUGGCUUCAGUUUUCCCAAGGUGUAAUGAUAGUUUGUUGUCUACUAACCAUUUGCUGCAAGACUCCAGUUCCAAUGUUAAAACAUUAGCUAUAUCUUGUGGGUCUUUACCUGACACUAACAGAGCACUGUCAUCUGCAUACAGUAGGAGUUUGCACUUGACACUGAUAGGCAUGUCAUUGACAUAACAUAAGAAUAAUAAGGGACCCAGAAUACUACCUUGGGGAACUCCACAUGCUAUCGGCAGGGGUUCUCAUUCCGUUUUGUUGAUUUUGACAAUUUGUCUCCAGUUGCUAAGGUAGGACUUAAACCAGUCUACAGAACCUAUACCGAUAGCUUGAAGUUUCUUACAUAAUAUAUUGUGGUUGACAGUAUCGAAGGCCUUUUGCAGGUCUAUGGUUACCAUACCUAUGAGGUUCCCCUUUGACAUUUCAGUUCUCAGAUAAUCCAUCAGAUUAAUUAGGGAGGUGUCGGCUGAGUAAGAUCUUCUAAAGCCCGAUUGAUAGCUAUGGAGAAUAUUGUUGUCAUUAAGGUACUUAACUACUUGAGAGUACACUGCCCUCUCUAGAAUUUUGGAUAUUAUACUGAGUAUACUAACAAGCCUAUAGUUGCUUACAUCAGACCAACUAUUUUUCUUGAAGAUAGGAGUAAUUCUGGCCUCCUUGAACCCAUCCGGUAUGGUAUUAGUGGUGAUUGAUAGAUUUAUUGUGUGAGCAAUAGGGAUUGACAGUUCAGAUGCACCAUCUUUUAGGAACUUAGAUGGGAUGUUAUCCAGGCCAGUGCUCUUAGUUGGGUUUAACCUACUUAGUUCUUUUUGAAUAAAGUCAUGAGAUACACUUACUAGUUGACAACUGUUUGGGGUUACCCCUUUAUUGGUAUAGUAUGUUUGAAACUAUCAGAGUCUGUGUUAAAGGUAUUUGAUGCAGCUGGUAGUUUACUUACUAGUGUUGAUGCAACAGAUGUGUAGAAGGAAUUAAAGCAAUUUGCCACUUUAGAUGUUUCGUGGCAUACCUCGUUAUCGAUAGUGAGUACUAUGUUAGACCUAUCUACUGGCUUAUGGCUAUACCCCAGCUGUUUUAGUUGUUGCCAGAGCUUUCUGGGGUUUUGCUUAUACAGUGGACCCCCGCAUAACGAUUACCUCCGAAUGCGACCAAUUAUGUAAGUGUAUUUAUGUAAGUGCGUUUGUACGUGUAUGUUUGGGGGUCUGAAAUGGACUAAUCUACUUCACAAUAUUCCUUACGGGAACAAAUUCGGUCAGUACUGGCACCUGAACAUACUUCUGGAGUGAAAAAAUAUCAUUAACCGGGGGUCCACUGUACUCUCUAAUUUUUGAGCAAUAGUGCUUUGCCUUUGCUCCUUUUAUAAGUCUCUGCACUCUGUUCCUCACCCUUUGGAAUUCAUUUAGUGCUGCAAUAUCCUCUCUGUUUUCUUGAAAUCUUUUUAGCAGCUGGUCUCUGAAUUUCAUAUUAUCUAAUAUCUCAGUAGUCAUCCAGGGUUCAGUUCUCCGUUUAAUCCUAACCUCUUUAGCUGUAUAUUUUGAGUACAGUAUUUACCUUGGAUAGCAGCCACAAAUUGGGAACUUACUGCAUUUGUCCUUGAAGCCUUAUUUAUUUCUCUGAGAUUUUGGGUCCCCACUCUUGCACCUAGAGGUGGACUCCAAUACAGUAGGGCCCCGCUUUACAGCGUUUCGCUUUACGGCAUUCCGCUAAUACGGUCAUUUCAAAUUAUGACCAAAACUCGCUAUACAGCUCCCCCCACCUGACUUUCUAAUAUGGUCACUGUGCCCCACCUGGUUUGUUUACAUUCUCUGUGAGAUCCAUAAGCACUAAGUCUCUCCAUUAUGUCUGGAAACUCCAAAAUUUUAAGUGUUUUUAAAAGUUAUUUCAUAUUUUAUAUAUACUCUGAUAAUUAUACUUAUGUAUACCUGUACUUAAAUAAACUUACAUACUGUGCUGGCAUGCAGGUACACAUUAAAAUCAGUAAGAGUGUUUUAUGUCUCCAGACGUCAUAUUAGUAAUGAUAAUAAUAAUCACCGAGUCUCAUUUAAAUGUCGUAUACAGGUGUCCCUCAACAUUCGCGAGGAUUAGGGGAUCAAGAGCCUUGCGAAUGUUGAAAACUCGUGAAUGUUUGGUGCCCCAAUAUAUUGUAGGGAAAUAUAAUACAAUACUGCUUAACUUGUUGAACCAUGAACAAUCAUAAAAUACAUGAAAACGUCGUAAAUUGUACUAAAUAUAUACAUGUUGUGCUUUAAUAACAUGUAUGUUAUUAAAUACCACAGACUCCACCACUGCCUCCACCAAUGCCUCCACCACUUCCUCCACCACUGC
This is a messenger RNA of Cherax quadricarinatus, 5394 nucleotides long. The record is from RefSeq and is a predicted model, not a curated record. NCBI's taxonomy places the organism in Eukaryota, Metazoa, Arthropoda, Malacostraca, Decapoda, Parastacidae.